This is a messenger RNA of Punica granatum (pomegranate), 1975 nucleotides long. Lineage: Eukaryota; Viridiplantae; Streptophyta; Magnoliopsida; Myrtales; Lythraceae. The record is from RefSeq and is a predicted model, not a curated record.
UGAAUCGAAACCAAAGAAGGCAAAGACCGGCAAAGCAUGGUUCGGUCGGGGGAAUCCCACUUUGGAACGAUCAAUAAUACGUGCCAAGAACUCUCAUUACCAUUUGACCAAUCCUGAUUCGGAUCGUAGUUUUCUUCUUGCUCCUCUGAUUCGUCAUUGUGACUUCCCACUCCCCUCUCUUUCCCUUCAACGAAGAGGGCUGAACAAGAGAACUUCCUCUCCUCACCUGAAUCGAUUCUUGGGUCAUUCAAGAAUCUAACCCAGAAGGGACUUUCCAAAUCUCAGUUCUUGAAGGCAGUAAUCAACAGCAGAGGACAUGAAUCUUGUUUCUUUGCUGCGCCUUCUCCCCCUGAUCCUCUCCCCUUCCCUUCUCUACCCGGUGGAAUCCAGAGGCGGCGAGAAGGAUCCCCUCCUCCAUCCCUUAUCAGGUCUUGCACAUCAUACCUAUGUUCGUACGGGGAAGCGUUUGCUAGAGGAACAAUCUCAGAAGAGAGUUGAUUUAGCUAAAGGGUAUAUGUCAAACUCCGAUCUUGAAAAGGCCAUGAAGGAUUUCACUCAAAGAUGCGGCAACAUUUCUAGGAUGUACAGGAUUGGUAAAAGUGUGAAGGGAGUACCACUGUGGGUAAUAGAAAUCUCUGACAAUCCUGGGAAGGAGGAAGCUGAACCUGCAUUCAAGUAUAUUGGGAAUGUGCAUGGAGAUGAGCCUGUUGGCCGUGAGCUUCUAAUGCGUCUUGCAAAUUGGAUAUGUGAUAACUAUCCAAAGGAUCCCCUGGCUGAAUUAAUUGUAGAUAAGGUUCAUCUCCACAUCCUUCCAUCAAUGAAUCCUGAUGGAUUUUCUCUAAGAAAGCGUGGCAAUGCAAAUGACAUUGAUUUAAAUCGUGACUUUCCAGACCAGUUCUUUUCAGUGAACAAUGAGAUGGGUAGGCGGCAACCCGAAACUCGAGCCAUUAUGAAUUGGCUGAGAGAUAUACGCUUCACAGCCUCUGCUUCCUUGCACGGGGGUGCCCUAGUUGCAAAUUAUCCAUGGGAUGGCACUGAGGAUAGAAGGCGAUCUUACUUUCCAUGUCCCGAUGAUGAAACAUUCCGUUUCAUGGCAAGUAUAUACAGCCGCUCUCACCAUAACAUGUCUCUGAGUAAAGAAUUCGAAGGAGGAAUUACAAAUGGAGCAGCUUGGUACCCCAUAUAUGGCGCCAUGCAAGAUUGGAACUACAUCCAUGCUGAUUGUUUUGAAUUGACCUUGGAAGUUAGUGAUAACAAAUGGCCUCCUGCCAAUGAGCUUCCUACCAUAUGGGAACAUAAUAGGAAGAGUAUGCUCAAUCUUAUUUCAAGUGUCGCUAAGACAGGAAUUCAUGGGAAGAUAUUUUCUUCAGAAACCGGAAGACCAUUGCCUGGAUCUGUCAUGAUUAAGGGAAUCAAUCACACGGUCAAAGCUGGCAGAGCAUUCGCCGAUUACCAUCGGUUACUGGCCCCUGCAGAGAAGUAUGAAGUCAUGGCCACGAUGACCGGCUACAAGUCGAAGACCACGAUCAUCAGGUUAGAAGCAGGUCCGAUGGCCCUGGACUUCAUUCUUGACCCUGAAGUAUCCAAUGGAGAACAUCGACUCGAGAGUGUGUGCGACUGCAGCUGCACGACCGGCGGGAGUGGGCUCGAAGUGAUGGGUUUUCUUUGGAAUUCCCACUUGGAAGUCUAUUUUGUACUGGUUAUCGUCUUAGCGUUUGUCUGCAUUUUGUUGUUAAGGAAAAGAGCCAGGUUGAGUUUUCUAAGGCAUAGUAGACAACAGGGAGGAGGGCCCAAAAGGGCUGUCGUGGCAUAGAUUUGGAAAUUCUGUAUAUUGUACUAUAUGAUGUUCUCGUCUCUGCUGUUAUAGAAUUACAUCAUUUUCUAUUUUUUUUGUCUGAGUCAGACUUGCGAAAAAUCGCAUUGAAAACAAUGCAGAGAGAAUUUCGGAAAGAUCCCAAUGGUAUAAUUUUAGCUC